ACAUAUGUUUAUGAACGUUCUAAUGUUGGUACUAUCUGUCGCUACGCGCGAGAGAAUACGAGGCGACGAUCAUCGCCGGUCACUGUCGUUUAUUGAUUUCCUGGCUUUAUAGAGAUAUAUAUUUCUCGCAUAAAUACCGCGAGACACGAUGUGCCGGCGUGAUUGAGCAGGUACUUGUCGUUCGAGGACUCGUUUUGAUGAAGUCCGCAGAAAGUUCUUUGCGCGAAAAAAGGAAGACAGGAAAGACAGGAUUGUUUUUCGUGCGAGAGCUGUUUGAAGCAAAAGAAUGAAAUGCCAAUAGCAAUAAAAGAAAAAAAACCGAGAAAAUGAUUCAUCAGGGGAGCCCAAAUAUAAAUUUACGAAUGAACACGUUUCGAAUGAUUAUACGUUUCCGCAAUUUUUGUGGGAAUGUGAUGUACUUCGUGGAAUUGAUAUAAUUGAAUUCCAUCGCGUGGAUCGACGGUUUAUUAUCCAAAUUGUUCGAGAAAAACAUGACUGUACAUAUGAACGCCUAUGUGCUUUUUUAUAUUUAGAGAUGGCUGACGCGGAUCCACAAUUUAAACGCCUUUUACUGCCAGCGGAGGAAACUCUAUUUGAACAGUUGCUGAGAUUCGGUCUUUACGUAGGUGCAGUAUUCCAAAUCAUGUGCUUGUUAGCUAUAGUCGUGUAUCAGGCUGGUCCAUCCGACGGUGUGGCGGCUUUGAAGGAUGACCCAAGUGAUGUUGAAUGUUCCGAAAACAGUCCUCAAGUGACGCCAAGAAGACCUCAUCGGCCACGGAAGCAGGAGAAAAAGAAGAGGCGUUGAACUGUUUACAUUUCCUGCGACAUUACUUUGAUAUUAAUCUCAUAAUCUUAUAUCAGAUGUUUUUCAUUUCGUGACACAAGUUGUCUCUGUUAUUCAUGAAACGUAAAAAAAAGGGACGACGUUUGUAUCAACUGUAUUCCUUAAAUGAAAAAUCAUCAAUUAA
Molecule: messenger RNA, 968 nt
Organism: Acromyrmex echinatior (Panamanian leafcutter ant)
Lineage: Eukaryota; Metazoa; Arthropoda; Insecta; Hymenoptera; Formicidae
Product: protein anon-73B1
Cellular component (GO): membrane
Source: RefSeq, a predicted model, not a curated record